Messenger RNA from Racocetra persica, 766 nucleotides. NCBI's taxonomy places the organism in Eukaryota, Fungi, Glomeromycota, Glomeromycetes, Diversisporales, Gigasporaceae. The record is from the annotation of a GenBank genome assembly.
GCCCACAGAACUGUCAUCGUACGUGCAUUGAAAGGUCUUGAAGACGUUAUUGGAUUGAGCGUUGUUGAUCACUUUUUGGGUGAUGGAGGGUGGAAAUUUAGCACUCCCGAGGAAACCCCUGGAAGUAUUCCAGACACUGUAAAUAAUGCUAAAUAUCUUCGAGAAUUAUAUUUUAAGGUUAAUCCUGAUUACGAUGGAAGAUAUACUGUUCCUGUUCUUUGGGAUAAAAAGUUACAAACAAUUGUCAACAAUGAAUCCAGUGAAAUAAUCCGCAUGUUUAACGAUGCGUUCGAUGAAUUCGUCCCAGAAACAAAGGGCAAAACUUUUUACCAAAAACAUCUUGAAAGCGAAAUUGAUAACAUAAAUAGUUGGAUUUAUGACAAAAUUAACAAUGGUGUUUAUAAAUGUGGAUUUGCUACAACCCAAGAUGCUUAUAAUAACCAUAUUGGAAAUCUUUUUGAAGCUUUGGAUAACGUGGAAGAUAUUCUUUCUAAAAAUGAGUUUCUUGUUGGAAACACCUUUACUGAAGCAGAUAUUCGACUUUGGACCACUAUUAUUAGAUUUGAUCCAGUUUAUCAUACACAUUUUAAAACCAACUUGAAAUCCAUUAAAUGUGACUAUCCAAACAUUCUUCGCUGGGCUAGGCAAAUUUAUAAAAUGCCUAAAAUUGCUGAUACUGUUAAUAUGACACACAUCAAAAAUCAUUAUUUCCGAAGCCAUAAGCAAAUUAAUCCAUAUGGAAUUGUUCCCGUUUGCAAUGGACCCG